AUGAGAAGCUACAGGCGAUACAGAUCCGAAGAUGACUUUUCAGAUGACGAAAGAUCAUCAGUCAUUUCUUACACUGAUUCUGAUUCAGAAUCAGAAGUCGAAAGCCAUUUAGGUUCCGAGCGAGAAUGUCAAAUUUCAAGGACUCUUCCCAGAGGAAGAUCACUGUCUCCUCAACCCAGCUACCUUUCUGGUGACUACUCAGACGACUUAGAUGAGGAGGAGGCACCAGAUCAGGCUAUACGACAUUUAUCAGGGUCUUCCUGUUCAUGUUGUGAGUCCAGGUAUAUCCCAUCGAAUUCUGCCCAAUAUGGCUCUUCUGUACGAAACUCCAUACCAGUCCCCACGGGAUUAUCUCCUUCCCAUCACUCGGAUACAGCUUACUAUUCUGGAAAUCCCGAAGGCGGUGAUGGUUUUAACCACUAUAACAUCAUGAAAAGAGCACAUCGAUCGAGAUUGGGUGAUGGAAGCGGAGGGGAGGCCUGGAGAAUGAGGAGACCAACCAUGGGAGAGUACAGAGGGCCGAAUCGAAUCCCUCAGGAUCUGGAUAGAUCAUACCAUAUGGACAGAGGACUACAACAGAGAUAUCGUCAUGAGAGACCAUGGGACAGAGAAAGAGAAGCAACUGAAGGAUAUCACCCUGAAAGAUAA
Botrytis sinoallii is the source of this 648-nucleotide messenger RNA. RefSeq lists its product as uncharacterized. NCBI's taxonomy places the organism in Eukaryota, Fungi, Ascomycota, Leotiomycetes, Helotiales, Sclerotiniaceae. The record is from RefSeq and is a predicted model, not a curated record. The transcript has a single exon. The coding region runs from base 1 to 648 and encodes 215 amino acids.